Molossus molossus (Pallas's mastiff bat) is the source of this 3162-nucleotide messenger RNA. RefSeq names its product COPI coat complex subunit gamma 1 (gene COPG1). The transcript has 25 exons. The coding region runs from base 76 to 2820 and encodes 914 amino acids. Gene Ontology annotation, biological process: intracellular protein transport; protein secretion; intra-Golgi vesicle-mediated transport. The record is from RefSeq and is a predicted model, not a curated record. Lineage: Eukaryota; Metazoa; Chordata; Mammalia; Chiroptera; Molossidae. Gene Ontology annotation, cellular component: endoplasmic reticulum; Golgi membrane; COPI vesicle coat. Gene Ontology annotation, molecular function: structural molecule activity.
UACGUGGCCGGCGGAAGUGUUUGCGUGGAACUGCCAUCAGACCAGGGCUGGUUUUGUGUCCCCGCCGGCACCGUCAUGCUGAAGAAAUUCGACAAGAAAGACGAGGAAUCGGGUGGAGGCUCCAACCCAUUCCAGCACCUCGAGAAGAGUGCAGUACUCCAGGAGGCCCGUGUAUUUAAUGAAACUCCCAUCAACCCUCGGAAAUGUGCCCACAUUCUCACCAAGAUCCUUUAUCUCAUAAACCAGGGAGAGCACCUGGGGACCACUGAAGCAACUGAGGCCUUUUUUGCCAUGACCAAGCUCUUUCAGUCCAAUGAUCCCACCCUUCGUCGGAUGUGCUACUUGACCAUCAAGGAGAUGUCUUGCAUUGCCGAGGAUGUCAUCAUUGUCACCAGUAGCUUGACAAAGGACAUGACUGGGAAAGAAGACAACUACCGGGGACCAGCCGUGCGAGCCCUCUGCCAGAUCACUGAUAGCACCAUGCUGCAGGCUAUUGAGCGCUACAUGAAACAGGCUAUCGUGGACAAGGUGCCCAGUGUCUCCAGUUCUGCCCUGGUGUCUUCCCUGCACCUGUUGAAGUGCAGCUUUGACGUGGUCAAGCGCUGGGUGAAUGAGGCCCAGGAGGCGGCAUCCAGUGAUAACAUCAUGGUCCAGUACCAUGCACUGGGGCUCCUAUACCAUGUACGUAGGAAUGACCGCCUGGCUGUCAAUAAGAUGAUUAGCAAGUUCACUCGGCAUGGCCUCAAGUCUCCCUUUGCCUACUGCAUGAUGAUUCGGGUGGCCAGCAAGCAGCUGGAAGAGGAAGACAGCAGCCAUGACAGCCCACUGUUUGACUUCAUCGAGAGCUGCUUGCGCAACAAGCAUGAGAUGGUGGUCUACGAGGCCGCCUCAGCCAUUGUCAAUCUUCCAGGCUGCAGUGCCAAAGAGCUGGCCCCAGCUGUGUCAGUGCUCCAGCUUUUCUGCAGCUCACCCAAGGCCGCUCUCCGCUAUGCUGCUGUCCGCACCCUCAAUAAGGUUGCCAUGAAGCAUCCAUCAGCAGUGACAGCCUGUAAUCUGGACCUAGAGAACCUGGUCACAGAUUCAAAUCGCAGCAUUGCCACGUUGGCCAUCACCACCCUCCUCAAGACUGGCAGUGAAAGCAGCAUUGAUCGCCUCAUGAAGCAGAUCUCCUCUUUUAUGUCAGAGAUCUCAGAUGAAUUCAAGGUGGUGGUUGUCCAGGCCAUCAGUGCCCUAUGUCAGAAGUAUCCUCGAAAACACGCUGUCCUCAUGAACUUUCUGUUUACCAUGCUGCGGGAAGAGGGUGGCUUUGAGUAUAAGCGGGCCAUUGUGGACUGCAUCAUCAGCAUCAUUGAGGAGAACUCAGAGAGCAAGGAGACAGGACUGUCACACCUAUGCGAAUUCAUUGAGGACUGCGAAUUCACUGUGUUGGCCACCCGCAUCCUGCAUCUUCUGGGCCAGGAGGGACCCAAGACCAACAAUCCUUCCAAGUACAUUCGCUUUAUCUAUAACCGAGUGGUCUUGGAGCAUGAGGAAGUCCGAGCAGGCCAUUUGGAUACAGAAGCUGAGAACCCUGACAUUGUGGCCAGAUCCUGGGGCCUCACCAUAGUUAAUGCUGAAAAUGGCUGCUGGAACCCAAAUUGGGGCAGCCUUCUCUAUGAAAUAGGUGCUGUGAGUGCUCUAGCCAAGUUUGGAGCCCAGAAUGAAGAGAUGUUACCCAGUAUCUUGGUGUUGCUGAAGAGGUGUGUGAUGGAUGAUGACAAUGAAGUCAGGGACCGAGCCACCUUCUAUCUCAAUGUCCUGGAGCAGAAGCAGAAGGCCCUCAAUGCAGGCUAUAUUCUAAAUGGAUUGACUGUGUCCAUCCCUGGUUUGGAGAGGGCUCUACAGCAGUAUACUCUAGAACCAUCAGAAAAACCUUUUGACCUCAAGUCUGUGCCUCUCGCCACCACACCCAUGGCAGAGCAAAGAACAGAAAGCACCCCCAUCACAGCAGCUAAGCAGCCUGAGAAAGUGGCAGCUACCCGGCAGGAGAUCUUCCAGGAGCAGUUGGCAGCAGUGCCAGAGUUCAAUGGGUUGGGGCCCCUCUUCAAGUCCUCGCCUGAGCCUGUGGCCCUCACUGAGUCUGAAACAGAGUAUGUCAUCCACUGCACCAAACACACCUUCACUGACCACAUGGUGUUCCAGUUUGACUGUACAAACACACUCAACGACCAGACUUUGGAGAAUGUCACAGUGCAGAUGGAGCCCACUGAGAGCUAUGAGGUACUCUGUUAUGUGCCUGCCUGGAGCCUACCCUACAACCAGCCUGGGACCUGCUACACGCUGGUGGCACUGCCCAAGGAAGACCCCACAGCUGUGGCUUGCACGUUCAGCUGCAUGAUGAAGUUCACUGUCAAGGACUGUGACCCCACAACUGGGGAGACUGAUGAUGAAGGCUAUGAGGAUGAAUAUGUGCUGGAAGAUCUGGAAGUCACUAUAGCUGAUCACAUCCAAAAGGUCAUGAAGCUGAACUUUGAAGCAGCCUGGGAUGAGGUAGGAGAUGAGUUUGAGAAGGAGGAAACGUUCACCUUGUCUACUACCAAGACACUUGAAGAGGCUGUGGGAAAUAUUGUGAAAUUCCUGGGAAUGCACCCUUGUGAGAGGUCAGACAAAGUACCAGAUAACAAGAACACCCACACAUUACUCCUGGCCGGUGUGUUCCGGGGUGGUCAUGACAUCCUGGUGCGCUCCCGGCUGCUGCUUUUGGACACAGUUACGAUGCAGGUGACAGCCAGAAGCUCAGAGGAGCUGCCAGUAGACAUCAUCUUGGCAUCUGUUGGCUGAAUCUAGCCUGCAUAGGCCCUGCUCCUACCCUUUCCCCCCAACUCUAACAGAAGUUGUACCUUCCUCACAUACCCAGUGGAAACUCCUUCCUAAGCCUCUGUAUUCAAAAACAAUUAUGAAUCAUUGAGGGAUUUUUUUUUUUUUUUUUAAUUUUACAUUUGCCCCAGGACUGUUAGGGGGUAACUUUAUUAUUAUUUUUUAAAGGAUCAUUUUAGCUUAUCCUAGAACUUGCUGCCCUGACUGCCAGGGAAGGACAUCACAAAUUAAUAAAAUGCUUGUAUCUUGGUAUAGUUUUAUGUUUCUUGUGUAUUGAAUGACAUUAAACAUCUUCUUAAGUGUGAA